Messenger RNA from Naegleria fowleri, 3597 nucleotides. RefSeq lists its product as uncharacterized. The record is from RefSeq and is a predicted model, not a curated record. Gene Ontology annotation, molecular function: protein binding. The transcript has a single exon. NCBI's taxonomy places the organism in Eukaryota, Heterolobosea, Eutetramitea, Acrasida, Naegleriidae. Bases 1 to 3597 code for a protein of 1198 amino acids.
AUGAUUCCGAAUAGUUCUCAAGGGAUGAUGUUGUCACCAUCCUCAUCGUCGUCGUCCUCUACUUCUUCUUUGAGCCUUUCACGUCAUGACUCAGUAACGCACUCCUCACAAGGCUCGUCUUCCUCUUUCCAACAACAACAACAACCAUCAUCAUCACUCUCCUCAACACCAACACCACUCCUACCAUCAUCAUCAUUGAAAAAAGAUCGGUUUGAAUUUAAACUUGUCGGACACUUUCCCUCUCGUUUUGAAAACAUUACAUCCCAAUGUUAUCAUUCCUCACAACAACUUUUAGUAUUGGGAAGUGAGUUCGGAGAGGUAACAUUUGUUGGAGGAGAUGUUCAUCAUUCCAUUCAUAUUUCAACGGAAUACAGAAUUGAGAGUAUUCAAUACGAUGAUGACUAUCCAAAAACAAAUUUCUAUAUUUUAUGUAAUCAUCGAGAGAGUUCAACAUUGAAUUCCUCUAUUUUGAUUUGCUAUGAUUUUGUGAAAAAACAAAUCACUCAACAAAUUACUUUUCAACCCACUCAAUACGUACAGGCUAUGAAAUUUUACAAAUCUUAUUUAUUACUCACGAUAUUAGAUUUCACCAACCCUAAUCGGAUAAUUCCAUAUGUCAAGUACAUGUCAACCUCAAAUUUUAAAUUUAUUUCAACUCUUACACUUCUUCAUCCAAUGCUUGCUCAACAACAAACACCCAUUCAACAACAACAACAACCAUUCAUCAUCUCUGAUUUAAAAAUAACAUUUGUUGAACCUCAUCCUCAAUAUGAUCAUGUCAUUGCAGUUGGAUAUUCAAAUGGGGACACAAUUAUUUAUUAUAUUUAUCAUGUUCAAAAUACAAGUAAUAAUUUGGUAUCUACCAAUUUGAAUUGUAUUUCCAUCCCAGCGAAUGUGAUGGUGACUUGUCUAAAUUGGCAUACUCCAACCAUUCUAAUUACAGGAUAUGGAAAUGGAACAUUUACGUUGUAUGAAAUUAAUCAUCCAACAUUCCAAUAUUCAAAAUAUUAUGAAAUGAAUAUUCUCAAAGGAUCCACCUCCUUUUUAACCUCUCUCAAUCAAUAUAUUAUUUUUGGAUUGAAAUCAGAUCAAGUGGAUGCUGGUAUUUAUUAUUUAAAAAUGAAUUACGAAAUUAAAUCGAUCGAAUUUAUUAGAAAUAUUUGGUGUGAAGGAAAUGAUGUUCACAAUAUCAUACCUAUGAGAUCAGUAUUUGAUCAUUCAUCCACACUCUCACUCUUUGCAAGUGUCAUCUAUGGGCCAAAUAGAAAUGUUCUCGUUUUAGAUUUGUUGGAACGAAUGGUCUAUCAACAAAAGGAAUUACAACUUUUUAACGUUGAGAAAUAUUCAGUUCUCACUCCAUUCUAUUCCAUUAGAGAUUUACAGUCUAAGAAUGAUCAAUUUGUCAUGUUGAAGGCCUCUAACAUUGAAUUAUCUAAUUUAAUUUAUAACACAUGUCUCAAUAAUUAUAACAAUGAAACCUAUCGAAAGAAUAUUCUUGAAUAUUACAUGAGACCAGCCACUCGAUGGAAUAUUUUAGGAAUGAAACCUUCCCAAUACAGAGUUGAUGUGAACAUUGACGAUGAUAAUUACAUCUUGGCUAAAUUAUCAGAUACCGAAUUAGGAAGUGCCAUUGAAUUAUACCUAUGUAAAACAUACUUUAAUGAUGUGAGAUAUAUUUACACUAUUGGAAAUCAAUCCAAUUACAAACUAUUAUGCAAAUGGAAUGAUCGUGUGAUUGCACUAUACACUUGUGAUGGUCAUUUAGAUUUUCUGCAUGUACCUUCAGCUACAAUUUUCAGUCACAACAUUGCCAAUGGUCCAACAAACACACCUCCAAGAGCGACUAAUUCCUCUCUCACUCGAUCAUCUUCAGAGUUUGGUCCAAAUACUUUUCAGGGUAUCAUUUCACAAAUAGCUCGUCAUAACUUUAAAAGUCUCAAUUGUUCUGGAAAUGUUGUGAAAAUGUAUCCCAUUCAAAUUAUUAAUCAAUUAUUACUCGUCUAUGACAAUGGAAAUAUUAAGAUAGUUUCUAUUCAUGAUAGUGAUCGAUCAGAUUCUGAUAUUAUUGAACAUGGAAAUGAUCAUCAUUUUGGAAGUGUUAUUUUUGAACUCACUCCAAGUGAUCUCAAACCCUCUUCUCAUGAUUCACCAUUUAUUCGAAAUAUUUUACCCAAAAUGUCUUCUUCGAGUAGUAGUAGUAGUAGUAAUCAGUCAAAAGAUGAAUGGACUAUUACUUCUUUGGAAUGUUCUUUCUAUCAUAACUGUAUUUAUGCUCUGAUUGGUUAUGCAUCAGGAAGACUCUGUUUAAUUCAUUUAUAUGAUUUAGAUUACAUCACCAAACAUUUUGCAAAAUGUAACAAAUACAUUCUCUCUCAGAGAUGGAAAGAUCUUGCCGAUAUGCUCUCUCCAAUGUGUCUUUACGAUCAUCAUUCGAGUCCUGCAAUGGGAAGAAUUAUGGAUAUUUAUACAGUGAAUGAUAUUUACAAUGAAUAUUCGAUGAAUUGUAUGAUUGAUGGAAGAUUUCUACCACCUCGUCUCCGUAAUGAAUAUGCAGCAAAUUGUCUAUUGAAUUCCUCAUCCAACACGAGUCCUCUCUGUUAUACCAUUUAUAGUAAUUCUCUAACGAAUGUGUUCGGAACAGCCAAAAAUAAUUACAUUACAUUUCCUAUUGAUUCUAAUUAUCCAUUGGUGGUUCUAUUUCAAACAAAGAAAGCAAUGGCACUCUCUUUUCAAUUUACUUUGGAUAUUCUAGAUAUCAAAUUUUAUACCAUUUCAAAGAUUGAUCAAAUUGCAAGUUAUGCAUUUUCUGUGAAUGGUGUCUCUUUUGAAUUUGAUAUUGAUAACAAUUACAAGAUUGUACAAAGUGAUCAAAUUGCAAUUGCUGCUUCUGGUAGUGAAUAUAGAAUUUAUGUGAGAAAUACAGCAAGUGGUGAAUGUAUUGGUGGUGGUGGUGAAUCUGUGAAAUUUGAGUGUAUUGGAUCAAGUGCAGCACCUGUGGAUUCUCUUCUCAAUCAAUACAUUACAAAUAUGAACAUGAAAUUACUUUCUCACAAUAUUCAUGAUAAGGAAAUGGAAACAGAACUUCAAAGGUCUAUGAACAUGUGUGAUAUGGAUUACUUGUGUCAAUACAUUGAUCAUAUUGAAAUAUUUAACAACAUGUCCUUUACAGAAAUGCAAACACCAGGAAAGAAAUCAACCAUUCAACCAGAAAUUGUUGGAUUUUUAUCACAAUCUGGAAUUCCUCCACUUGGACAACCUCAUGUAUUAUCUCGAUCCAAAUACAUUAUUGUAGUUCGACAGAAAGGUAUUGAAGAAUAUAUUUUAGAGGCACCAAUGAUCCGAUUGAAAAAGUUUUCACUCAAAGAAGGUCGAAAAUAUACUCAUUCCAACAUGAUUCAAUCAAGUGCCAUUGAAUUUGUUGGAAAUUUGGAAAAUCAAUCACUCAUCAUUGUGGAUCAACAAUUUAAUUGGAUGAUAUUUACAUUGAGACCAUCUCUUUCACACAAGUCAUUUGAAUGUGUCUAUUCACAUCGAAUUCAACACUUGUAUGAAACAAUCAACAAGUCAUUCAUUUCUCAUGAAAUGCAUUCCAUUUAA